UGAAAGAUUCAGCCAGUAUGGAAAUUGCGUCGUAUUAAAAAAAAAAUACGUUACCAAUGUACCUACUACAGAAAUGUGUUAACACACCACAAAACCUGCAAUGAUGCGGACUCCGUUGCACGUUUCGCUUGAAACUAGUAGAAACGUUACUUCUAAUUAAAUACCAGUAGCUCCGCGGCGGAAAGCAACCACUUUCUAUUUACGUUUUACAAGCCGAGUUUACCCGAUUCGAUCGAACACUGCUAGAACUAAUGGUUUCUAUUUGUUGAAGUUACCAGUCGAAACAAAAAUCUAUAAGAACGUAUCACGAUAAUACGAGCAUUGUGUAUACAAUAUACCGUAUGUACUUCAAGCACGAGCAAUAAAGUCAUAGGAGUGUCAUUAAAUUAACUUUAGAAAGAUGUUCCUUAAUUCGUAGGAAAGUACGACGUCUCCGCGUUUAAACAUCGAUCGUUGAUUUGAAAAACUUAAUCGUUAAUUGCAUUUAACAUUUUUACAAUCCAAUCAAAACCAAAUGUUAUAGGCCUCGUUGCAUAGAAGACGUUUUAUACAUGGAAGCAAAUGAAAAUCUUAACGAUAUCGAACAUAUGUACUUCCAAUAGAAUAUACUUGCCGCACGCUUAUCGUUCCCUUCGUUCUCUCUACGUAAUAAACAUGAAAUUAACGGUGUAAGGGUGCAGUGUGCAAGAGACGAGUCGCCAUAGUCUCUCAGGGAGCAGCGCCUGAACGUAGAGCAUGGAAUACCGAGAGGCGAGGGGUUUUGGUGGGGACAAAUACAUUCGCCCCACCUUUCGGAACAAAUCUCCCUACUCCCCUAAAACGUUAGCACGUCGCGCUUCGCUAUCGCACGGAAUCACGGACAAAUCAAACAUGGCGAUUUAGUCGCUGUUUGCGGUGAAGGUGUACGGUUCGUAGAGCGGUAGCACAGAGUAUCGGUGGAUGAGGUAGUGUUUUUAACGGUAAUGUGUACUUGUACCACCGCAAAUCGCCGAAUUUUAGUCAAUAUUACGAACAUGGAAGAUCAUAAUGUCAAGACGAUGAUGGAGAAAGUGUCGGGCGGCAUCGAUGAACUACGUGACGCGAAGGGCGUAAAAGCAGAGCCGACGCCUGCGGCGUCAUCGUUGCCAGUUUCGGAACAAGUAUCGCUCUCUACUGGUGAAAAUAUUAAAGAGGGCAACUAUAUCAAUGGAAAAACUUGUAUUAAAUCAUUAAUAAAAAAUACGGGGAAAUUUGAAAGUGGAAGUGGUAGCGGAGAUCAAGAAGGAUGUCAGUAUGAGGAUGGAAAUGAUAUUGCAGCAAAGAAAAGAAAGACUCGUAGAGGUGGACGUAAGCAUAGAAAAUUAAAACCAUAUUCAAAACAGCAAUUAUCCUAUCAACAACAGUUGCGAUAUGGAUCUAGAGGCAGACUAGCAAAAACUGGUAGACAACCUCCAGCGCCAUAUAACACAACACAGUUUCUUAUGGACGAUCACAGUGAUCUUCCAGAUCUUGACCAAAAGCUUUCAGAAGCCGCGUCGUCAGAAAUUCUUGCUACAUUUCAAAAACCGUCAGCCCCGUCUCGCACUCGAGACUCUAGUUUCAGUGUUGACUCUGACGAGGAUUAUUUUUAUUCAUCUCCAGAAGAUGAGGAAGAAUUUUUGACAAAGGAAUUUUCAACUGCGUACGAAGAUCUUCAUGCCGAAAGAUUAAGCACAUUAAGUAAAUCAGAACUGAUACAGGAAUAUCUACAAUUAGAGGCUAAAGUAGAUUUACUGACAAAACGGUUACGUGGUAAAAACUUUCAUCAGACAGAAGAACGAGAUCUAGAAAGUAAAAGUAAUAGUACAGAUUCAGAGUCUGCAAAAAAGUUAAAAAUAUGUCAACAGCGGAUUGACGAUUUAAUGCAACAAAAUGAACAGUUAAAGAGAGAAAACGAAUCAUUGAGGGCUCAAAGACACGGCAGUCUAGUUUCAAGUGUUGAUAGCGAAAGCGACAGUGAUAGUACAAGUAAUGGAAAUAGAAGCAGAUGUAGUUGUCCUCUUUCAAGUCCUAGCUCUUCUCCAGAACAUGUAGGAUAUGCUUCUAGACGUGAAAGUAGUCAAAGGAAAGACAAUUCAGUGUCUAGUACCGGCAGUAAAAGUGACAGUUGUAGUACUAACUUAAGUGAGAGUUCUAAGGAAUCUGUGACACCGGUUAAUCUCUCAAAUGGUCAUGUAACUAUUCAAGAAAUUGAUGGCCUUCCCACAUAAAUUAUAUGAAGCUGUUUUUAUAUUAAAAGUCUAUUUAAUGUUUGAAGAAUCAACAUACAAGUUACAUUGAAUAUGUCAUUGGUCCGUCACAUUUGCUUUAAACCUAUUAAUCUAAUUAGAAGACUGGUUUAAAUUAAUUUUGUUGCAUUUAAGCAACAAUGGUCCUCUUCCUGAUGUUGGUUAUACAACCUUGGUCUAUCAUUGAAUAUGCUCUUGUGAUUUACUUCCUAUAUUUCUUUUAAGAUUUUCUUGUGUAAGAAAUUUGAAUGUGUAAUGGAGUAAGAAAAUACAUACCCAAUCUUGUGGAAGAGCAAAACUUAUACUUGUGCAAGCUAUAUUGUUACUCGCUUGAUAAAAUUUCUAAGAGUUGCACAUUUGUAGUAUUUGUAGAUAUAACAUUAUUUUGUCUUACUUCAUUUCAUACUACUUGUAAUACAAUUGAGCUAAUUUUUUUCUUUAACAGCUUGUUUUCAAUGAACUGCCAUUUAAAAAUACUGAAUGUGAAAAUUUGUGUUUUACAGACCAUCAGCUAAUAAAUUAUGAAAUGCCCAUCUAGACACAACAAAAAAGAAUACAAUCUAAUGUUAAACUGUAAUUUAUAUUGUAAGAGUUUAAACAUUAUUGUACAAUUGUAUAGACAUAAGAUAUAAGAUUAGAUGUUAGUUUAUGGUCUGAACAUACAAUGUAUUAAAGUAUUUCGCACUUAACAUUUUUAAUAAACUUAAAAGUUUUUCUUUCUUUUUAUUAUGGUUAUUCUCCUAAACACAAUGCAAGAAGACAGAGCAUAUUUUGAAGUCGUAUGUAAACAUAUC
Messenger RNA from Colletes gigas, 3040 nucleotides. RefSeq names its product protein HEXIM1 (gene Hexim). The transcript is spliced from 2 exons. Gene Ontology annotation, cellular component: cytoplasm; nucleoplasm; nucleus. Lineage: Eukaryota; Metazoa; Arthropoda; Insecta; Hymenoptera; Colletidae. Gene Ontology annotation, molecular function: cyclin-dependent protein serine/threonine kinase inhibitor activity; 7SK snRNA binding. The record is from RefSeq and is a predicted model, not a curated record. Gene Ontology annotation, biological process: negative regulation of cyclin-dependent protein serine/threonine kinase activity; negative regulation of transcription by RNA polymerase II. Bases 963 to 2228 code for a protein of 421 amino acids.